UGUGAACCAAAGCCCUAGGGUGAAGUGCCUGCAUGGCCUCAGCUACUUCAAUGGGAGAACAACGUCUGUUUCAACAGGGCUGCCAGAGAUGUCUAAAUGAGAUAAUGGAUGGAAAUUCCUGUCAUCGAGGAGGAAAACAACCAAAGCCUGCCUCGUAUGGGUUAAGAACUUGGAUGCCCAAGUCCCUUCACUGUUAAAUGGACAUACUGCCACCUUCUUCGCAGUGAAAGAGACGUCCGUGUAAGCCUAUUUGCACAAAGAAAGCGCCAAUGCUUUUUUCCUCCUAUACAAAGGUGAAGUACUUUUACUUAUUUGAUCUCCAUCCCACCUCCUGUUCAAUGCACUCGGCCUCAAGGUGCGGAGUUGAGCCAAGGGAGUGAGGGAGAAGGGCAGAGUCGCAAACUCUUGCAGUCGGUGCCACCACAAGCUGCUCUUGACGCCUCGGGGACUUGCUGCCCACCCACCGCCGCCCCAGGGGUUUAUUUGCAUCGGGCCCAAGACAGAGUGGGGAGCCCGCCCCCAUUCCCCGCUGAUUGGCGAUGCCCGCCGGCUCGUCACACUCUUUUGUCUCAGCGGGCAGAGGAUAAAAGCGGCAGCGGCUGUCUUGGGAAUCGUGCUGCCUCGACAGGGCUACCCCUAGCUGGGCGGCCGUACGAAGCAGCACCGUCUGGAAGCCCCGGGUCGCCUAGCGGCGGAGGAGGGGGCUGUCCUUUUCUCCUGCGGGGCCGCGGAGACAGGAAGGCGGCAUCCACAGCUGUCAACGCCAGAGCAAACGCUGCUUGCCAGCAGAGCACAGGCCGUCAAAGCCGAACCCGAACUUGACUUCUGUGCGGCUGAUUGCAGAGCUGGUAGGCAGACGAUUUUCCGGGGGAAAUGAAAUGGGGCAGGGGUCGGCUUGACUUAUAUACGGACGGUGGGAGAAGGAAUUUUCCUCCUGGCUGCUGCGGAGGCAGGGGGUUGGGGAGGUGGGAGGGAGCGGGAUGAGGGAUGAGACGGCUCCUGACCUCUGCCCUGCCCGGCUUUGCCCUGCCCUGCGCGGCGGCGCAGUCUGAACGCCCUGAGAUCCCGGAUCGGCGACCUCCGGUGGACAGACAUCGACUCUACCCCUGAGACGAUCUUUCUUCCGGAGGCCACCGGUUGCAGAAAUUGGAAGUGAAAUAAAGGCGUGCGCUCGUUCCUGAGCUCGUCUUCUACUGAGAUAGGAGGAAGGGAUACCCCGCCGGAACACCUGCACAUUAGGCUUUUCCAAAAAAGCCUGAGCGUCUUGUCAUACUCAGAAACCCGGUCGUCAAUCAUGGCUAGCAUCAUUGCACGCCUCGGUAAUAGCCGGCGCCACAAGGCACCCUUACCGCCUUGGGCCCAUUCCAUGUUUAUGUCCCUGGGGAGGAGUCUCGGUCCUUUAAUGGUGGACAUGGCGGAGAGAAACCUGAAGUUGUUCUCGGGGAGGGUGGUGCCAGCAGAGAGGGAGGAAACCUUUGAAAACUGGCUGUUCCAAGUCAAUGCGGUCCUGCCAGAUUGGAAUAUGUCUGAGGAGGAAAAGCUCAAGCGCUUGAUGAAAACCCUUAGGGGCCCUGCCCGGGAGGUCAUGUGUUUGCUCCAGGCGGCCAACCCCAACCUAAGUGUGGCAGAUUUCUUGCGUGCCAUGAAAUUGGUGUUUGGGGAGUCUGAAAGUAGUGUGACGGCUCAUGGUAAAUUUUUUAACACCCUGCAGGCACGAGGAGAAAAGGCUUCCCUUUAUGUGAUUCGUUUAGAGGUGCAGCUCCAGAAUGCUAUUCAGACAGGGAUCAUAGCUCAGAAAGAUGCAAACCAGACUCGCCUGCACCAGCUCCUUUUAGGGGCUGAGCUGAAUGGGGACCUACGCUUCAGGCUGAAGCAACUUCUCAGGACCCAUGCAAAUGAGCAGGAGCGCCUUCCCAAUUUCCUGGAAUUAAUCAGAAUGGUAAGGGAGGAAGAGGACUGGGAUGACACUUUUAUGAAAGGCAAGUGGGCCAAAAGAUCUGAGUCAGUGGUGGAGAGGGCAACCAGCCCAGUGGCAUUUCAGGGCUCCCCAGCAAUAGUGAUCGGCACAGACUGCAACGUGAUAGAGAUAGAUGAUACCCUCGAGGACUCAGAUGAGGAUGUGAUUCUGGUGGAGUCUCAGGACCCUCCACUUUCAUUCUUGGGUUCUCCUCCCCCCAGAAGCAAGGCCAGACCUCGUGAUCAAGUGCUGGUCAUUGAUUCUCCCAGCAGUUCCCAGGCUCAAUAUCCUUCCACCAGCCAGGGUUCUGGGUAUAAGAAUGAUGGCCCUGGGAAUGUGCAUCAAACCAGGAAGAGAAAAUACACAGUCCGCUGUUCAUAUUGUGGCGAGGAGGGCCACUCAAAGGAAACCUGUGACAAUAAGAGCAACAGGGCCCAGGUGUUUGAGAAUCUGAUCAUCACCAUGCAGGAGCUGACACAUACAGAGGAGGAGGGGUCAGGAGAGGCCCCUGGCAAACACACUGACCCUUCUGACCCACAGUGAGGUGCUGGCCUUCAGCCUUAAACGCACCCUGAUCUAUAUUCAGAGUCCAGCAAUGGGAAAACUGGUGGGGGGUGAGGGGACCCGCUUCUAAUUGCAUGAUUAAUCCACAAAGUGGCUUUCCUUUGGGUUGGAGGAGAAAGGGUAUCGGGUACCAGCACAGUGAGGAGAGCUGGCCUCAACUCUGCACUUGCUUCCUAUCCCCCGCUGCUUAAGGGUCUAUUUUCUGUGUGUGCCCAUUUCCCUGAUGGCUUUAUUCUCUUUGUGAAAGUGGUAUAAUUCAUUGUUAAAUCUUCAAACAAUAAGAAAGGUACAAAAAGUAAAGUACAAAUUACCCUAAACCCUCCAACCGUGUAUAACCAUUGUCAACCCUUUGAUGAAUAUCCUUCUGGAUAAUUUCCCUAUACCUGUGCACCCAGAUAGAUAUAUGUAUAGAUAAAAGUGAUCAAAUAUAAGUGCUGUUCUGUAGUCUGUAUUUUUUCACCAGGCAAUAUAUGUUGUGAGCUGCUUUCUAUGUCAAUAAAUAUAUAUCAGUAUCUAUUUUAAUGCCUCUGUGGUGGUAUUUCAGAAAAAGGUAAAGGAAAAAGGAAUAAGAGAAGUACAGUAAAAAGCUAUAAAGGGGAGGAGUCAUACCCCAUGGUAGGGUUCUAUCAACCUCAUUUUGUAGAUUAAGAAAAGGGAAGAAGAAAUGGGCUGAAGUAUUGCCCAAAUAUUCCCCAAAGUUAAAUGGACAAAGCCCCUUACCAUAAUGGACCUGUCCCUUAAGUCAUUAAGCCAAAUUUUGUCACCUACUAGUUGACAAUGCCCCAGUGCAUCUUUCUCUAAUGUAUCCAGAGGAUUCUGAUGGCGGGGGGUGGUCUCGGGCUGAGGUAUAGCUCCAAAUGGGGAUUCCUGGUCACGUUGGGGAGGACAUUCUCCCUCCUUUGUGUGGAUUCCCUAGAUUGCUGCUGCUCCUGCCUCUCAACAUCCUGAUCACAACCUGGAAUCUCUUCUAUGGGCUGACACCAGCCUCUCCUCACUCUCCAGUCAAGAGAUGGUGAGAGGAGGUACUCAGGGGGAGCCCAGCAUCAAAAGGCGCAGCUCCUGAUGGCACUUGAGCCUCCCCCCAUAAGCCCUGAAGCUGAAUGCUAGGGGACACAGACAGCCCCAGGCCUCCAAGCCCACCCUACCCGAACCCAAGAACUGGGACUAGCUGGGGAGAGAUGGAAAGCAAUCUAGUUGCCGGGGCACAUGACAGAACCUGGGGAUCUGAAUGCCCAGAAGGCUACACAGCAUUCUAGUGGAGUGGAGGGCUGUUAUGGGGGAGGGAGAGGAGAGGGACCUUCUCUGGAACCUGCCAUCUCCUGUGCCAUCUGAUUUCACAUUGGACGGUGAUAAACAGGCAUGUGUGUUACCUCAGACCCCAAGGGUCUCUAUGUUUCUUGUAGGUGCACAAGUCCUUAUUUCUGUGAGCAGGACAAGGGUGGGGGUGUGUGGAGACCUGAGGACCCAAGGAAGUUUGUCAUGCAGGACACUGGGGGUCCAACAGAGCUGAGAGGACAGUGCACACAGCAGUGGGAGAUGGUGCAUCAGGGCUGUAAGGGGAAGGCUGGAGCGAGUGAGGGUCCCUGACCAGGCAGACUCACAUCCGGAUUGACAAGGACAGGAAGCCUGGGAGGAAGCUUGAGUUUUUUCCUCAAAAAACUCAAAAUAGAAAUAACAUUUGACCUAGGACUUCCACUCCUGGGAAUUUCCCUGAAGAAAACAAGAUCACAGAUUCAAAAGGACAUAUGCACCCCUAUGUUUAUCGCAGCACUAUUUACAAUAGCCAAGAAAUGGAAGCAACCUAAGUGUCCACCAGUAGAUGAAUGGAUAAAGAUGUGGUACAUAUACACAAUGGAAUAUUAUUCAGCCAUAAGAAGAAAACAAAUCCUACCAUUUGCAACAACAUGGAUGGAGCUAGAGGGUAUUAUGCUCAGUAAAAUAAGCCAGGCGGAGAAAGACAAGUAUUAAAUGAUUUCACUCAUCUGUGGAGUAUAAGAACAAUGACAAAACUGAAGGAACAGUACCAUGUGGGAGGGGCAUGGGGAGGGCUGUGCAACACAGAGAAGACAAGUAGUGAUUCUACAACAACUUACUACGCUGAUGGACAAUGACUGCAAUGGGGAAUGUGGGGGGCA
Molecule: messenger RNA, 4656 nt
Organism: Manis pentadactyla (Chinese pangolin)
Lineage: Eukaryota; Metazoa; Chordata; Mammalia; Pholidota; Manidae
Gene: ZCCHC12
Product: zinc finger CCHC-type containing 12
Exons: 4
Coding region: 1295-2500 (401 amino acids)
Cellular component (GO): nucleus
Molecular function (GO): nucleic acid binding; zinc ion binding
Source: RefSeq, a predicted model, not a curated record